Giardia duodenalis is the source of this 957-nucleotide messenger RNA. RefSeq names its product Ankyrin repeat protein 2. The record is from RefSeq and is a predicted model, not a curated record. Gene Ontology annotation, molecular function: protein binding. NCBI's taxonomy places the organism in Eukaryota, Fornicata, Diplomonadida, Hexamitidae. The coding region runs from base 1 to 957 and encodes 318 amino acids. The transcript has a single exon.
AUGCCGGCUGCCGAAGCCUCACACUGGUUUGAGGCAGCCAGGCGAGGAGCUGUGUCUUUUCUACUAGAGCACUUGGAGGAGUAUGCAGGGAGCUUCGACAGCAAUGGCAAGACGGCUCUCAUGUACCUGGCACUGCACCCUGUCCCUCCACCAGACGACCUGGUCGCCAUUGAAGGAUCUAUUUUGGACAAGGACGGCCACAGCGCCCUCUGCUACGCGUGUCGCGCUCUUAAUACAGAUGGAAUCAAAAGAUUGUGGCGAGAAGAGGGGUGCACAUUCGGCCUCACAGCUCUGAUGCUAGCGGUGCUAAGCGGGAACGACCCUGACCGCAUUACUAUGCACAAAGACAUCCGGCGGCAAGACAGCUGCGGAAUGACUGCACUCAUGUAUGCUGUCGUACUAGGUAGAGAGCAGCAUAUAGAUUUGUUAUGGAAGGAUGAGCGCGGAUGCGCGGACCGCCAAGGACGCACCGCUCUCAUGCUCGCUGUUCUGUGCCAAAAUUCAUAUGCAUUUUCCAAACUGCACGCCGACCCAAUGGAGCACGGAAAGUUGUCCAAUGCCAAAUGGUCUGCGUUAGGAUACGCAAUCGUCAGUAAUUCCCUCAGCUUUGUCCAGUCGCUUCUUCCCUAUGAGUAUGCUAUUCUGGGAGCGGCGUACACGCUCUCCUCCUUGUCACAAAGAACAAACGACGCCGAGAUCGCCAAGCUCGUCGCAGAUGACGGGCUUCGGUUUCUUGUUGCGCGGAAGUACGGAGGCAGCACAGAGAAGAUUGGUGUCUGCAUCAUUUGCUUAGACGAGUUCUGCAUAGUUCGCUCCCAUCCGUGCGGGCACCGGUGCACGUGCUACACCUGCUCGCAGGAGUUGCAGAAAAGAAGGCUCCACAACCAGUGUCCUCUCUGCCGCACAGAGGUUGAGCAGUGGAGGCUCGACUGGACCGUUCUCGCUGACCCGUGCUGA